UUUCCUCCUAGUGGACGGACAUUUCUCUGCAUUGACAUUUCAAAAUGGCGGACCAAGAAGCGGCAGUGAGAGAAUUUGUUGCAGUUACAGAUGUGGAUGAGGAGAGGGCCAGGUUUUUCUUGGAAUCGACUGGUUGGGAUUUACAGCUUGCCCUGGGUAACUUCUUUGAAGACGGGGCUGAAGAUGACAUCGUAACCCUGCCUCAGCCAGAGAGCGGAUCAGGCGGCAGGUCAGCCGGACCAAGUGAGCAGCACCGCGUCACCUCCUUCAGAGACCUGAUGCACGAGGAAGAGGAGGACAGUGAUGAGGAGGAAGGCCAGAGGUUCUUUGCUGGUGGUUCGGAGCGCAGUGGGCAGCAGAUCGUGGGGCCACCAAAGAAGAAGAGUUCCAACGAGGUGGUGGACGACCUGUUUAAGGGGGCCAAGGAGCACGGAGCCGUGCCCGUCGACAAGGCCGGGAAAGGGGGCGGGGAAAGUAGUCGUGCUAGGGCGUUUGUAGGCGGGGGCUACCGGUUGGGUGCUGCCCCAGAGGAGGAGUCUACCUACGUGGCAGGAGCAAGGAGAGCCUCCAGCGGCACACAGGACGUGCAUGUGGUGCUGAAGCUGUGGAAAACAGGUUUUAGUCUGGACGAAGGAGAGCUGCGGGACUACAACGAUCCAGGAAACGCUCUCUUCCUGGAGUCCAUCCGGAGGGGGGAGAUUCCUCUGGAGCUGCGGCAGCGUGCCCGCGGUGGCCAGGUCAACCUGGACAUGGAGGACCACCGGGACGAGGACUUCUCCAAGCCCAAGACCGCCUUCAGGGCCUUCACCGGGGAGGGCAUGAAGCUCGGCAGUGCCACUCCUGAGGUGGUGUCGCCCCAUAGGAUGAACCAGCAGGAGCUGGCAGCUAAUGAGGCGCAGGCCACCGCCUCCAUCACCGUCGACCAGAGCCAACCCGUCACCAACAUCCAGAUCAGGCUCGCAGACGGCGGCAAACUAGUGCAGAAGUUUAACCAUACCCACAGGGUGUCGGACAUCCGCCAGUUUAUAGCCGGCGCGCGGCCCGCCAUGGCAGCUACGGAGUUCGUCCUCAUGACCACCUUCCCCAACAAGGAGCUGACGGACGAAAGCCAGACGCUGAAGGACGCUAACCUGCUCAACGCCGUCAUCGUCCAGCGGCUAAAGUGACAGCGCUGUGUGGUGCCGCCGCCCCCUUGUGGCCUGGCCCUAUAACAGCACUCUCGAGCCCCCAAUUAUCACCUGGGGGAUCACUUGGACUUGUGGACUUCUUAAUUGCUUAUUUUUUUUCCUCUGUAGUGGCGUGUUUUCCUCUUCAGUACUGUGGAGAGCACUGAAGAUGAUGAUGUUUGAAGAUGGUCGUAAUGCUGGCUGGGGGCUAUUGGAGGCUGCUCUGGUGCCCUGAAUGAAGAGUGUGUGAUUGCAGAUUGAAAAAUAUGAAACAAAUGGUUUGGUUUGGUUGGGGUGGGCUUGGGUGUACUCGAUGGAACACAAAAUAAUUUGGUUAAUAAAGAGCUUUUUCUUAAAGGGUUCAACAUGUAUUUUACCUCAAUGAUUGUUAGUCAUCAGAUAUCGCCUCUCUCUCUCUCCCUCCCACUGCUUCCUCCCUCCUUUCACUUCUCUCUGUCCUUCCCUCCGCACUGAAUCCCAUCACUCCCCCCCUCCCCCAUUCUCUCUAUCCAUCCUUCCAUUGCAUCUCAUCCCCUCUUUUGCCAGUAGCCUUACUUUGAAAAUCCCAGUUAAAGAACACUAACCUCUUUUUAAUCGCUUGUCAUUCAAAAAGUCGUUAUGAACUCUGCAAGGGAAAAAAAGGGGUUAAAUAUUUUUUUAUGAUUUUUUUUCUUUCUUUUUUUCUUACUUACUUUACAGAAGUGAGGGUUAUAUUUGCUAUAUAAAGCUACCCGAACUAAGGUUGGCUUUUUAUAUGAUGUCAUAUACCAUAUAAAUUCUGUUGCCUAACAGCCAUUCUGUUACAAUCUGAAAUUAUAAUAAUAAUGACCUUAUUAUGAUGGCCACAUGAGUUGUCAAAACCAUAGACGUUAACUGUCACAUCAGACCGAGGUGGCGGCCGUACUAUAUUAUUAUUCUAUGCAGCGACUCGCAGUAGACCUGGAUGCACUGAGUGCGUGUAUGGAUCUUUGGAAACUUGUGAUUAAAAUUCUUUGUCUGGUGUUA
Messenger RNA from Engraulis encrasicolus (European anchovy), 2171 nucleotides. It is a transcript of the gene nsfl1c, whose product is annotated as NSFL1 (p97) cofactor (p47). Gene Ontology annotation, molecular function: ubiquitin binding. Gene Ontology annotation, cellular component: cytosol; nucleus. Lineage: Eukaryota; Metazoa; Chordata; Actinopteri; Clupeiformes; Engraulidae. Gene Ontology annotation, biological process: Golgi organization; proteasome-mediated ubiquitin-dependent protein catabolic process; membrane fusion. The record is from RefSeq and is a predicted model, not a curated record. The coding region runs from base 45 to 1166 and encodes 373 amino acids. The transcript is spliced from 9 exons.